Thlaspi arvense is the source of this 297-nucleotide messenger RNA. Lineage: Eukaryota; Viridiplantae; Streptophyta; Magnoliopsida; Brassicales; Brassicaceae. The record is from the annotation of a GenBank genome assembly.
AUGGCUUUGGUGAGAAGUCUAUUGGGUGCAAAGAAGAUACUUGGCCUCUCCGUAACAGCAGGAGCCGCAACAAGCAAAAGGGCAGCCUCGGCAGCGCCAAAAGGGUUUCUUGCGGUGUACGUGGGAGAGGGUCAGAAGAAGAGAUAUGUAGUGCCAAUCUCAUACUUGAGCCAGCCUUCGUUUCAAGCUCUUCUCAGCAAAUCCGAAGAAGAGUUUGGGUUCGAUCAUCCAAUGGGUGGCUUAACGAUCCCUUGUCCUGAAGAUACCUUCAUCAACGUAACUUCUAGGCUCCAAUGA